Rhopalosiphum padi (bird cherry-oat aphid) is the source of this 1659-nucleotide messenger RNA. RefSeq lists its product as uncharacterized. NCBI's taxonomy places the organism in Eukaryota, Metazoa, Arthropoda, Insecta, Hemiptera, Aphididae. The transcript has 3 exons. The record is from RefSeq and is a predicted model, not a curated record. Bases 151 to 1659 code for a protein of 502 amino acids.
CGCUCGUGCCGCUCGUGGUUUGUCGUCUUCGUCCGCCCCUCUGCUAUCCGGUUGCCGACAGUUCAACGUUCGUCGCUGCUCAGUCGACAGUCGUUACUCGUCACUCGUGCGGAUUCAACAGUAGUUGUUUACUUCUCCGUCACCACUAUCAUGACUCCGGAACCUUUAGAACUCAUCGAUACCGAGCCAUUAAAUCCGUUUAAAAACCCAAGACUUGUGCACGAAGGGUACCUAUACUAUUUUCACAAAAAAUGCAAUCAUCACCUCCGAUGGAAAUGCAGUCGUGUUUAUUCGUUUAAGUGCCCGGCGGUGCUCAAGACGAACCUGGAUAUGCUAAAUCUAAAGUGUAUCGCCAUCGAUCACGAACACGUUCACGGAAACGACUUGAUCGCAGUCGAAGAAUUAAAAUUAAAAUUACGCAUAAACCAAAUUUCGACCUUAUUCAAGAAAAAUACCUGUUUUAAAUCACAAGAUUUGGAAAAAUUUGAUGAAGAAAUUCACUCACCUGAUAAUAUGUUAGAUAAUAAGCUAGCCAGUUGUAGUUCUUCUAUGAAUCAAAUGUAUUUUAUUGAUCCACUUGAUCCCAAUCAUGAAAAUGGAGAUGCUAAAUGUGAAGAAAUAAUCAAAAUUAAUAAUUCAAAAGAUACAAGUUUUAAUUUUGAAAAUUGUCCAUACACUGAAUUACAACAACAAAAUAACCAAAAACUAAUUAUAAUUGAAAAUGGCAUAACGGGCAAUCAUACAAACAAUUCUUCGCCAAAAAAAUGUAUUAAAAAACGUCGGGGAAGACCACCAAAAGAAAAAAAUAUGAUUGUCAGUGAGAAGAAGGAAAAUGAUACACAAAAUAAUGAAUUUACUUUACUUACAAAUACACAUAAGGAAACAAAUAUUUUGACUACAGACCCACACAAAGAAAUAAAUAAUUUAACUACUAAUACUCAAAAAGUCAAAAAUUCUUUGAUUAGUAAUGUACACAAAAAUAACAAUACAUGUAUUUUGACUAAAAAUAAUAGCAAAGGAAAAAAAUCUUUGGUUAGUGGUAUAAAAAACAAAAAAAAUAUGUCAACUGCUAACAGUAACACAUCCAAAAGAUCUUUAACUACAAAUACACACACAAAAAAGAAUAUUAUAACUACUCAUAAACAAAAAAAUAAAAAUUCAUUAAUCCCAAAUGUUAACGGAAUAAAAAUUUCUUCAAAAGUAAAUUCAAAUACAAUUAAAAAUGCACCUAUAAUUAUAAGUACAUCUACUAUUACAAGUACAUCUACAGCUUUAACAACAACAAUUAUAUGUACUCCUAAUAUUGAAAGUACAUUUUUAAUUGAAUGUACUCCCACAAUUAAAAGUACACCAACAGUUACAAGUACUCCUAUAACUGAAAGUUUACCUUCAAUAAAAAUGCCACAUACAAUUGAAAGAUGUAUGAAUAAGAGUAUUGAUUAUGAGGAUGAUAUAAUUAUUAUUAGUGACAACGAAGAUAAUGAUUCUAAUUUUAAUUUUUGUGAAGUUGAUAAUGAAGAGGUUAAUAACGAAAUUAAUGAAAUUAAUAAAAUUGAUUUAAAGGAUUAUGAAUCAAUGAUAUUCACAGAUCUUAAAAAAAAUUGGCCUACAAUCUUAAAAAAAAUGAGUGAUCCUUUGACAGGAAGUAAGGUAAUAUAG